CCGCCCGCCGGCCUGCCUGCCAUCGUCCCGGCCGCCGCCGGGCCCCAGGGACCGGGCCGCCUCACACCGGGCACCAUGAACAGCAGCAGCGCCAACAUCACCUACGCCAGUCGCAAGCGGCGGAAACCGGUGCAGAAAACAGUAAAGCCAGUCCCGGCUGAAGGCAUCAAAUCGAACCCAUCCAAGAGACAUAGAGACCGACUUAAUACAGAGUUGGACCGUUUGGCUAGCCUACUGCCUUUUCCACAAGAUGUUAUUAAUAAGCUGGACAAACUUUCAGUUCUUAGGCUCAGUGUCAGUUACCUAAGAGCCAAAAGCUUCUUUGAUGUUGCGUUAAAAUCCUCCCCAGCUGACAGAAAUGGAGGCCAGGAUAACUGUAGAACAAAAGUCAGAGAAGGCCUGAACUUCCAAGAAGGAGAGUUCUUAUUACAGGCUCUGAAUGGAUUUGUGCUGGUCGUCACUGUAGAUGCUUUGGUCUUUUAUGCUUCAUCUACUAUACAAGAUUACCUGGGGUUUCAGCAGUCUGAUGUCAUACAUCAGAGCGUGUAUGAACUUAUUCAUACUGAAGACCGUGCUGAAUUUCAGCGUCAGCUACACUGGUCAUUAAACCCUUCACAGAGCAUAGACUCUGGACAAAGACUUGAUGACGCUAAUGGUCUUUCACAGCCAACUGUCUAUUAUAACCCAGACCAGCUUCCUCCAGAAAACUCUUCCUUUAUGGAGAGGUGCUUCAUAUGCCGACUAAGGUGCCUGCUGGAUAAUUCAUCUGGUUUUCUGGCAAUGAAUUUCCAGGGGAGGCUAAAGUAUCUUCACGGACAGAACAAGAAAGGGAAAGAUGGAUCGAUACUUCCACCUCAGCUGGCUUUGUUUGCAAUAGCUACUCCACUUCAGCCACCAUCCAUACUUGAAAUCCGAACCAAAAAUUUCAUCUUUAGAACUAAACACAAACUAGACUUUACACCUACUGGUUGUGAUGCCAAAGGAAGAAUUAUUUUAGGAUACACUGAAGCAGAGCUGUGCAUGAGAGGGUCAGGAUAUCAGUUUCUUCAUGCUGCUGAUAUGCUUUAUUGUGCCGAGAACCACAUCCGGAUGAUUAAGACUGGAGAGAGUGGCAUGACAGUGUUCAGGCUUCUUACCAAAGAAAAUCGGUGGACGUGGGUUCAGUCUAAUGCACGCAUAGUUUAUAAAAAUGGAAGACCAGACUAUAUCAUUGCAACUCAAAGACCUCUAACAGAUGAAGAAGGAGCAGAGCAUUUAAGAAAACGAAGUAUGAAGUUGCCUUUCAUGUUUACCACUGGAGAAGCUGUGUUAUAUGAGGUAGCCAGCCCUUUUCCUCCCAUAAUGGAUCCCUUACCAAUAAGGGCUAAAAGUAGUGCAAAAGACUCUGCUGUUAAAUCAACUUCAAAUAAGGAUUCUGUCGAUCCCAGUUCCCUCCUGGGUGCAGUCAUGCGACAAGAUGAGUCUGUUUAUCGCUAUCCAGCUUCAAAUACUGUACCCUUUGAAAGAAACUUUUUAAACAGAUCAGUUAAUGAAUGCAGUAAUUGGGAAGAUAAUAUUGCACCAAUGGAAAACGAUAAUAUUCUGAAACAUGAGCAGAUUAGUCACUCUCAGGAAAUGAACCUGCUACUCUCUGGAGGUCAUGCGGGGCUCUUUCCAGAUAAUAAAAAUAGUGAGUUGUACAGCAUGAUGAAAAACCUAGGCAUUGACUUUGAAGACAUCAGACACAUGCAGCAGAACGAGGAAUUUUUCAGAGCUGACUUUUCUGGUGAGGAUGACUUCCGAGACAUUGACAUGGCGGAUGAAAUCCUGACGUAUGUCCAAGAUUCUUUAAAUAAGUCUACCUUCAUGUGUUCAGGUUACCAACAGCAGCAACCCAUGGCCCUAAACUCAAGCUGUAUGGUACAGGAGCACCUACAGUUAGAACAGCAGCAGCAGCUACAGCACCACCAAAAGCAAGGAGUGGAGCAGCAGCAACAACUGUGUCAGAAGAUGGAGCAUAUGCAAGUUAAUGGCGUGUUUGCAGAUUGGAACUCUAACCAGCCCAUGCCUUUUAGUUGUCCUCAGCAAGACCUACAACAGUAUGAUGUCUUUUCAGACUUACCUGGGACCGAUCAAGAAUUUCCCUACAAAUCUGAGAUCGAUAUUAUGCCUUAUACACAGAACUUUAUUCCUUAUAAUCAGUCUGUGUUACCACAACAUUCCAAAUGUACUCAGUUGGACUUUCCUAUAGGGAAUUUUGAACCAUCCCCAUACCCUAGUACGUCUUCUAGUUUCGAAGGUUUUGUCCAUUGUUUACAAGUUCCUGAAAACCAAGAACAUGGAAUAAAUCCACAAGCAACUGUAGUGACUCCUCAGACCUGUUACGCCGGGGCCGUAUCAAUGCAUCGGUGCCAGCCUGAAACUCAGCACACCCGGCUGGAUCAGAUGCAGUACAAUCCAGCAAUGCCAGGACCACAGACAUUUCUAAACGAGUUCCAGAAUGGAGGCGUUUUAAAUGAAACAUAUCCAGCUGAAUUAAGUAACAUAAAUAACACUCAGACUACCCCACAUCUCCAGCCUCUUCAUCAUCCAUCAGAAGCCGGACCUUUCCCUGAUAUGCCAUCCAGUGGAUUUCUGUAAUUCCAAACGUAAUUUGCACCUUGGUGUGUGUAUGCUGCUUAAAUUAGUUUGUGAAAGAUUGCAGAAGUAAUAGAACUGUCAGUGUUGGGCAACAGCAAGUGGAAAUGGUGGCAUUGAUGCCUGUUGUUCACAUUGUUAUUCCAAACCACACUUUAAUUUGCAUCUUUAGAAGAGGAGUUAAAAAAUAAAAGAAAAAUUUGUAUGCUAGUCUUUAAAAUACGCUGCCACAGAAUAAUGAGAUACCAUACUACCUUUCACAUUAUUCUGAGCCCCACAAAAUAUGCAAAACUUAUUCAGAGUAAUUUUAAGAUUCUUUUAAAUAAGAACAUUUUCUCUAUUUGAAUUACUUGUCAGAAUAAAAAUGAAAUACUUCAAGUUUUGAACUUCUAGAUUCUUAUUAGUACAUCAGAGUUACAAAAUUUAACUAUUUUUUUCCCUGUUAGCUAUACUUUUAUCUCAGAUGUUAAAAUAAGUGGUUUGGUGUUUUUAUAAAAAAGACAAUCUCAAUGCUUUUCUUCACUGUUAAUCUAAGUGCCUCACAAUUUUUUCUACCUAUAAUACCGUAGGAUGUGUAUUUUAUAUAAAAUAUACUUUUUCUUUUUUAAUUAAGUUAACAUUUUUUUUGUGCACAAUUAUUAUUUGUAUUUCUUAAAAGCAGUCAUUUUUAUUAAUUCAGGCAUAUUUUAACUGCAUUACUCACCCAUUUCUUCAGGUAAAGGGCAAAUAAUGAUUGAAAAGGUAAUUAUUAUAUAAUCUAGUUGCUUCUAGACAUUAAAUGUUGCUAUGUGCCUUAUAUGUGGAAGAAAUCUGAAAAUAAAAAAGUCCUGCUAAAUUAUUUCUUAAUUAUUAUUUAACUAUUAAGAUUGAAAAAAAAAAAACAACCAAACUUGUUGCCAUCAAGUCGAUUCCGACUCAUAGCAAC
Messenger RNA from Loxodonta africana (African savanna elephant), 3541 nucleotides. It is a transcript of the gene AHR, whose product is annotated as aryl hydrocarbon receptor. Gene Ontology annotation, molecular function: transcription cis-regulatory region binding; protein dimerization activity; nuclear receptor activity. The transcript is spliced from 11 exons. The record is from RefSeq and is a predicted model, not a curated record. Gene Ontology annotation, cellular component: nucleus; aryl hydrocarbon receptor complex. The coding region runs from base 76 to 2619 and encodes 847 amino acids. NCBI's taxonomy places the organism in Eukaryota, Metazoa, Chordata, Mammalia, Proboscidea, Elephantidae. Gene Ontology annotation, biological process: response to xenobiotic stimulus; xenobiotic metabolic process; regulation of transcription by RNA polymerase II.